Molecule: messenger RNA, 6231 nt
Organism: Cladocopium goreaui
Lineage: Eukaryota; Dinophyceae; Suessiales; Symbiodiniaceae
Source: the annotation of a GenBank genome assembly
AUGGGGGAUGCGCUGCAAGAUGGUGCAGCCCAGGGGAGCCCAGCCGACGUCGGGGCGAUCCUGGGUGUGCUGCGCAGCGUUGGCUUGGUGGGGCCAAAACUGGCUCUCCAGCUCGGGGAGGAGCCGGUCCUUGCCAAGCAACUGGCAGAGAGGGCAGGCAUCCCUUAUGAGGGGUGGGUGCUAGACCUGGUUCGCGCUCAGGUGAAGGGCGCGUAUGACGACCUGGGCCUUGACAUAAGGUUGGCAGGUAGCGCAAAGACACCAGGGCAGCAGGCAGUAGACGAUGCAGUCCACUGCAUGACCAAGCCCCAAGCCUCAGCGGCAAGCUCAGAGGUGGUCCCGCAGAAGAGGACGUCAGUUGAGGUACCCCAGAGGGGAAAGAUGUUGAGGAUCCCGAAGGGGAAGCCGCUGCAGGGGAAGGCCGGGGAGCCUGAGGAUGAGGCCAUUCUACGGGUCUUGUUUGAGGAGUUGGAAAUGAUGGGGGCCCCAGUGGUGGCCCAGGUCCUGGCGACGGCGAACCCUGACCGGGCGAAGGCCGCGCUGCUGGGCAAAUACCGUGCCUCCACGGUCAAGAGGUACCUGGCCUAUUGGCAAGGCUUCAGAAGAUGGGUGGGCAAGGGCUACGGCAAACUACCUUGCCAAGGUGAGCAGCUGGUGGACUAUCUCCUUGCAAGGGAAGAGGAAGGGAUGGGACCGUCCGUCCCACUCUCUGUCGGGAAGGGUGUUGCCUGGUUUGAGAAGCUGGCUGGCUUCGACCAGGAACAGAUGAUCAGCGCAGCACCCUUGGUGGACACGGUCACAAGAGACCUCCUGAAGAAGUUGGAGGAGAAGGCACCGCCCAGGAAGAGGGCCCCAAGGAUGUUGUCGGCAUUCUUGCCGGCACUAGAGAGGCUGGUUGUCAACAAGGACCUGGAGCCGAGCAUCCGUGCAGGAGCAUGGGUGAAGUUGCUGAAGGUGUGGGCCUCAUUGAGGUUUGAUGAUGUGGCUCACAUGAAGCCAGAGAUGCUGAGGGUGUAUGACAAGAAGCUCUCUGGCCUCAUGAAGAGGACGAAAACGCCCGGAACAAGCUGCGGCGAACCGGAGGAUGGCCUAGUGAUGACGUACCAAGAGGCAGUGGCAUGGAGUACAGAGGUGAUGCAGGCUAUGAAAGAUUGGAAGGGAGAGCAGCUCAUACCACAUGGGUGGGAGCGUUACUGGACGGAGCACAGUGAGCGUGCAACCCUCUCCAGUGGCCUAGCAGCGCUGGGCACACCAAAGCCAGAACGUGACCUCUUAGGGAGGUGGACGCCUGAGGGUUCAGACCAGUAUGUCCGCACAUACAACGCGGCCAUCAGCCGUAUGCAGGAGAAGUUUGCGGAGCCAGUGAGGGACUGCUACGGCUAUGCAGCCUUUGAUGAGGGAGCCAUUUUGGAAGACCUCAAGGUGUGGCUGAGUGAGAAGUGGUCUGUGGAUGAGAAGGAGGCAGGCGCUGCAGUAGAAGCCUGGAAGGAGAGGUUGAAGCCCUGGAAAGGGUUCGUGAGCAUGGUGCAGGAAGGGGACCCACAGCCGAAGGAGCAACUGUCCUCGAGCUCUUCCAGCAGUAGCUCGUCAGAAGGCGAGGGCGAGACAGAACAGAAGAAGCGGAAGGUGGAGAAGCUGGAGGCAGAAAGGGAAGAAGGCUACAUAGUGGUCUACAAUAGGAUCAACCGAGGCAAGUUGCAUGUGGCUGGCAAGUAUGGGUGCUGGAUGGCACGCCAAAGGAAGUUCAAGCGGGCAGAGCUGUUCAACGAGCGGCCUGAUGAGGGGGCGUAUACUACGCAUUGUAGGCUUUGCUGGCCGGACCUCAAAGUAGGCUCGUCGUCGAGCGACUCAGAAGAUGAGUUGGUAGGCAAGGAUCCUGCGGCUGAGCCAAUGAGCGGCCAGUGGGAGCAUUUGUACAGAAAGGAGGCUGAGAUUGCGCAGGGUGGUAGUGAAGUCCUGUGGAGCCCACAGGUGGCGCCCGGCAUGCCGCCGAUCGUGCUCACAGAAGAGCAGCGGGCGGAGGCCUUGAGGAAAGGCAAUGCUGACCUCAAGUUUUUACUUGAGCGGAAUGAGGUGCCGCCAGAAGUGGCAGCUCAGUGGUUCCACGCUGGAGUCACUACCUUGGAGAAGUUUGCUAACAUAGCAAAGGAUGUCAUCGACCUUGCCUCGGUUCUAAAGGAACACCUGGGAGUGGACCAGGAUGCAUCCCUGGAGGCACGUGUGCAGGUGGCCGCUGUCACUUGUGCGUGGACGAACGCACGAACCAGGGUGCUGAGGGCGGCAGAGGUCGAGGCCGAGCUUGACACUAAGGAAUGGAGGAAGCCCAUCGCCACUACGGAGUGGUUAGCUAUGAGAACUGGGCUGGAGAAGGUAGUGGGUACCUUGGAUGAGCGCCUCACACCGGCGAAGGAAUAUGUAGAGAAGAAGUUACAGGAGGUAGAGGCCGGAGACUACAGAGCUGAGGAGAUGGCAGAAGUGGUGAGCCGAGAGGAGGUUGACCCGGACAGCCUUGUCCCACAGUGGGAUGCUAAGGGCAACAUAACCGUGAGAAAAGGGUCAACACGUGUCAAAGACCCGGAGAACCCAGAGGCGUUGAGGCACAGGCUAACAGUGAUGAGGAACGCCUGCCAGAUGGUGGCCCUCAGGCAUACGAACCGGCCUGAAUUGCAGGGUGACUACAUGAAGGUGUUUGAAGACUACAAGGACUACCUCCUGGGGGAGCACGUCUACGGUCUCAAUGCCCGGGAUGCCGACGGGAUGACGGUGGCCGCGCCACCAUUCCGGCUGGUCCUGGCCUAUGAGAGGGCAGUCAGGAAAGAGGCAGCCAAGAAGAUGAACCAAGAAGGUGUCGCCUUCCCAGUGGCCCUGAAGAUGGCGUGGAGGGACCCAACUACCAAAGAAAGGCAUUUCACGACGCCGCUAGCACUCGUGGCAAAACGCCCGGGCGGGCCCCAGCAGGCGCAGCAGUGGGAGGCGACAGCACCCAAGAAGCAGAAGUUCGAGGCGAAGGGCACCCGGGAGAAAGGCAAGGGCAAAGGCAAGCAGUUGGCAGGGUGUGCUUCACACAACAAGGAGGGCACGCCGAUCUGCUACAGGUUCAACACGGCAGGAGAGAAAUGCAAGCCCAAGAAGUGCAAGUUUGCCCACCAGUGCGGCAUAUGCUUCUCGGACAAGCAUGCUAUGUUCCAGUGUUCGGCGGGGAAGCGCCAACCGCCCGACACUGGCGGGCGGCUUGCAAAGAAGUUUCACUACAUUGUUGAGGUGGUGGAGGUGGACUUGCGGCAUAGUCGCAAGGCAGACUGCACACAGCCUGAGGUACAGAAGAAAUGGCUGCAGUUUAUAGACUCAGGAGCUGUGGACGCGCUGGUAAUCACACCGCCAUGCUCGACAUUUAGCCGGGCAACCUGGGCCAACGAAGAGGGUCCUUUCCCUCUGAGAUCCUCAGAGUGCCUCAGGGGUUUCACCUGGAAUUCUCCCCAAAGGAGGAGAAAAGCCACGCUGGGCAACGUUUUAGCAGACUUCUCCUUUGAGGCGAUGAAGCGGCAGCUACGCAUUGAGGGCAAACUGGCCUUCAUGGAACAGCCCGAGGAUCUUGGGCGGACGAACGGCCAGCGGAUUCCGGGGCAUCGGCCGGGCUCCAUGUGGCAGUUCCCACAACAUGAGGAGAUCCUCCAGCUCCCGGGGGUUAGAUCGGUCGCCCUAGCACAGCUCGACUUUGGCGCGGAGAGUGUCAAGCCGACACGUCUCCUUAUGCGCACCUCUGGGCAACUACACCCUGAGAUGUAUGAGGGCCUUCCGCAAUUGGAUGGAGAUGGUUGGUACCUGGGGCCACUCCCCAAGAAAGCUGGCAAGCCUUUAAUAGGCAAGCAGGGCGGAGCCUUCCGCACAGCUGGAGCAGCAGCGUGGCCAGCAGGCCUUUGUAGCUGGGUGGCGGAACAAAUCCUGGCCGCGUUCCAAAUGAACAGUGAGUCAAGGGGUGGCCAGGUAGGUGAGGAGAAGAAGAGGGGAGCUGCAGCAGAAGUGGAAGGAGGGCAGGGGCUUCCCAGAUGUUGCACUUGGAAGGGCAAUGCCGUGCCGUUCCACGAUGGAGGCUGCCUGAUGUCCCCUGGAAGGUGGGAUGUAGAUAAGCGGGUCUUCCCACAGGACAAGGAGUGGAAGAGGCUGAGGCUGAGGCUGAGGAGUAUUAUUGAAGAGGCAGCAGGCGGAGAGACAGGCCUGGAAAAGGAAUGUUUUGCGAUGGCCACGGGAGAGAAGGGGUGCAGGCUUGUCCAGGACGAAGAGGUGAGGCAGCGGCUGCUGAAUGUGCUGGAGGAGUUCUGCAGGAGCAAGGGAGCGAGAGGAGACGUCCUGAGAGUCGCGGAGGGCCAGCCAUUCAGACUAGAGCUGAUGAGGCAGCUUUUGGAGUACGCCGGUGACAAGGACUGUGAGUUCUUGGCGGCGGCAGAGGAGGGCCUCCCCCUGGGGGUAAAGAAUCCCCUCCCCCGUACACCCUCCGCCUUCGAGAGGCAGGUGGAGUGGGCUCUGAAAUACGACCCCCUGGUUGCCUGUCUGACAGAGAGGCCGAACUACCCAUCUGCCAAGGAGCAUGAGGCCCAUUUGAGGAGCCACCUUGAAGAGGAGGUCAAGGAAGGCCGGAUGUCGAGGCCGGAAUUUGAGCAAAGGUUUGGUGAGGAGAGGGCGGUCGCGGCCUUGGCAGUCCUGGUCGAGGACGAGAUCACUGGAAAGAGAAGGGUGAUCCAUGAUGGCUCGCAUGGAGCCCACAGGAGAUUCAAAUAUGUGGAGGAAGAGCAUGGGUACCUGGCGUGCAAGGUGUCAGAGGAGGACCCAUGGAUCUACGUGAACCGGGUUGGCACCUUCGGGGUAGCCUCCACGCCGUAUUGGUGGGGGAGGCUGAGUGGUGCGUUGUUGAGGCUAGGGCACUGUCUUGUUGGCCCAGCCCCGUUAGAGGCGCUCCUCUAUGCGGAUGACCUGGAGACCAUGGGAAUUGGCAAAGAAGGAAGGAGGUGCCAGGUGCUGAUGUUUGUGCUGCUGGCGGCCCUAGGAGCGCCUUUUAAGUGGAAGAAGCAGCGUGGCGGUAUGACCACGGAAUGGAUAGGGCUCACCUCAGACUUUGGGAGGUACUCUAUGGGCCUAUCUGAGAGGAGGGCUGCAUGGCUGGUGCAGUGGAUUGGUGGCCUCUGCAGCAAGAAGAUGGUGUUGCCCAGGGAGUUUUCAGCUGGGCUAGGCAGAUUAGGAUUCGCAGCGACAGUGCUGCCGUGGGAGCGUCCUUUUCUUGGCCCUCUCUACACCUGGGGAGCGGCGAUCAGGGAGCAGAAGGGCGAAGUUUACGUUCCCUGGGCCGUGCUCACGAUACUUGACUGGAUAGCUGGGAGGCUGAGCAGUGGUGGCCGCAUGGAAGUGGUGAAAGACGACCAUGGAGAGGACGCGAGUGGUUUGGCGUUCUAUACAGAUGCCAGAGCAUCAGAGGUGGACGCAUGCAUAGGGGGGUAUUUAGCCUCCUCUACUAACAUGAAGGAGUGCCCGUGGUUCAGCUUCAGGGUGGAUGAGAGGAUGGCGCCGUGGUUGAGGAAGAGGGGCAACAACCCAAAGAGGAUGAUCGCGGCGCUUGAAUUGCUAGCGACCCUGGUGGCUCUGAAGCUAUGGGGCGGUAGAGGUACCGGGGGCAUGAAGGCGAGGGCAAAGGCCUUCACGGACAACAGAGGUAAUGCGUUUGCUGUGGUCAAGGGUAUGAGUACAAAGUACCCGUUGACCCUGCUCCUGAUGGAGCUCACUGAGGAGCUGAGGUCGAGGGACAUGAGGCUGGAUUUGGAGUGGAUCAAGAGGGAUGAGAACACGCUGGCGGAUGCCCUCAGCAAUGAGGAUUGGUCCGAGUUUGAUGAGAGCCUGCGAGAAGUGAGGAGACCUGAGGAGAUAGGCUGGAAAGUUUUAGACCAGCUCCAAGUGAGGAGUGAUGAUCUCUACAGUGAGAUCCAGUCCCUCAAAGAGCAGCGCUCUUUAGGGAAGGCUAGGACACCAUUGUCACGUGAGUCCCGCGUGUUGGCCUCCGCAUCUGGAACCCUUCCAGAUGCGCAGGCGAAGUUGAGCUCCCCGGAGCCCUGGAGUUGCUCCGGAGCUCGAAGUGGAUUCGGCGGUCCGGUCUGGAUCUUGGGCCUGGUGGCUCAUGUUGCUGCCGAGAAGACGGUAGCAUCGUUGCGGAUCAAGCAAAGUCCAGAUGAGGUGCUUGGAGCCUAG